Molecule: messenger RNA, 2198 nt
Organism: Paramormyrops kingsleyae
Lineage: Eukaryota; Metazoa; Chordata; Actinopteri; Osteoglossiformes; Mormyridae
Source: RefSeq, a predicted model, not a curated record
AUUGGCGCCAUAUUGUAGGAAAUCCGUCGCGGGACUGGCGGAUUACGGAGUUUGUUUAAUCCGGGAGCACGAGAAAGAGCACGAGAGCAGUCUGCUACCUAGCCGUGGGUCAGCCUGCGGACGGGCGCGAGGGAAGCAGUCUCACUUCCAGGUGCCUAGAUGGACUGGAGGAUAAAACGGCACUGGCAUUCUGCGACAUUUAGAUAGUUAACGUGAUUCUUUUAUCGUAAGCAAAGUGGGGGAAACUGAUUUUUUAAAAAUAUUAAAUUUAUAUAUUUUUCAAAUAGCCAUUUUUCCAUACGGUCUGCAUUUUACUUUGCUACCCCGGGUAGCUAGCUAGCUAGCUAAUCCCGUCAGUCACAGGAAUUGACAGCAGCUGGAUAGCUACCCAGCGAAAGCUGAAACCGGUAGUUAGCGAGCGUGUUACGAAUAACAGCAUUUCUGUAGUCCGGGAAGGUCCCCCUAAUUCCCUUCCCACCUCGCCGGGUAGGGACGCCCGUCUAACUGUAAUCCUUGAACUCGGGCUGCUAGCCGACCGGCUGGCUAGCGGGUAACGAGGCGUUUUACUUAUUUACUUUUAUUGUUAACAACCGAACGAAGGAUUUAUCAGAUUGUGACGAGCUAAUCAAAUUCCCGAGGAGAGCGAAAAUGUCAGGGAGACCAGACCCGAAUAAACAGUCUACCACCGAGCGUCUCGUUAAAGCAGUGCCGUUCCCUCCCCACCAACGACUCUCCAUGAAGGAGCUGUUUGAAGAUGGCAAGCCCAAGGUGGAACUACUGAAGAACCACCUUGUGAAGGAGGGCCGCCUGGAGGAGGAGGUGGCACUGCGCAUCAUCAACGACGGUGCCAAAAUCCUGCGCCAGGAGAAGUGCAUGCUAGAGGUGGAGGCACCCAUCACAGUGUGUGGUGAUGUUCACGGACAGUUCUUCGACUUGAUGAAGCUCUUUGAGGUCGGGGGUUCACCAAACAACACGCGUUACCUCUUUCUGGGAGACUAUGUGGACCGAGGAUACUUCAGCAUUGAGUGUGUGUUGUUCCUUUGGACCCUCAAGAUCAACCACCCGACAACACUCUUUCUCCUCAGAGGCAACCAUGAGUGUCGGCAUCUCACAGAAUAUUUCACCUUCAAACAGGAGUGUAAGAGCAGCUUCCCGAGUUGGUGUGAAUUUGUCACUGCAUGCAGUGGGUCUUUCGACUGCCUGCCCCUUGCCGCCCUCCUUAACCAGCAGUUUCUCUGUGUGCAUGGAGGUCUGUCUCCAGAGAUCACCUGCCUAGACGACAUUCGAAAGUUGGACAGGUUCAAGGAGCCACCGGCGUUUGGGCCCAUGUGUGACCUGCUGUGGUCAGACCCUGGAGAGGACUAUGGCAGCGAGAAGACCUCUGAACACUUCAACCACAACUCUGUGAGAGGCUGCUCCUAUUUUUUCAGCUAUCAUGCAGUAUGUGACUUUUUGCUAAACAACAAUUUGUUGUCUGUAAUACGAGCACAUGAAGCUCAGGAUGCGGGGUAUCGAAUGUACAGAAAAAGCCAGACAACCGGUUUUCCCUCAUUAAUCACAAUUUUUUCAGCACCAAACUACCUAGACGUGUAUAACAACAAAGCUGCUGUUUUGAAGUAUGAGAACAAUGUAAUGAACAUCCGACAAUUUAACUGCUCUCCUCACCCAUACUGGCUGCCCAACUUCAUGGAUGUUUUCACGUGGUCGCUGCCCUUUGUAGGAGAGAAAGUGACGGAGAUGCUGGUGAACGUCCUGAACAUCUGCUCUGAUGAUGAACUCAUGUCCGAGGGAGAUGACACAUGCGAGGGAGGCACCCCAGCUGCAAGGAAGGAGGUCAUCAGGAACAAGAUCCGUGCCAUCGGCAAGAUGGCUAGGGUCUUCUCCGUGCUCCGAGAGGAGAGCGAGAGUGUACUGCAGCUGAAAGGAUUGACGCCCACCGGGACCCUGCCCAUGGGCGUGCUGUCGGGAGGUCGGCAGACACUGGAGAGUGCCACCAUAGAAGCAGAAGAGGCACGAGCCAUCCAGGGCUUUUCUCCCCAGCAUAAGAUCCGGAGCUUCGAAGAGGCGCGCGGCCUGGACCGGAUAAAUGAGAGGAGGCCCCCCCGCAGAGAUGGCCAGCAGGCCGACAGUGCCCUCAACUCCAUCAACGCAGCCAACUCUCCCAGCAAGAAUGGCACAGACCUCCAUUCACAGUAGCC